GUCAAACGCAAAUCUUGCUCUUUUCCAACCUCCGCCGUCGAGGAACAAACACGUGUUUUGUGAGUGGAAGUGAACGCCAGAAAUAAUUAGAAUUUCGCCAGAAUGCCGCUCGCCAAGGAUUUCCUGCACCCGCUUCCGGCCGAGGAGAAGCGCAAGCACAAGCUGAAGCGCCUGGUGCCGCACCCGAACUCCUACUUCAUGGACGUCAAGUGCCCCGGAUGCUACAAGAUCACAACCGUAUUCAGCCAUGCCCAGAGCGUCGUCGUCUGCUCCAACUGCACCACGAUCCUGUGCCAGCCGACCGGUGGAAAGGCCCGCCUGACGGAGGGUUGCUCGUUCCGCAAGAAGCCCUACUAAAAAUCGGAAGAGGUCCUACCGGGUCUGCUCGGUAACGCUUUAGGUUAAGGAUGGUAACAACAAAGUACGCCCGGAAAGUGUGCCCUGCUAUUCCGGUGAAGAUUACUUGGACCGGGAAGUGGAGAACUGCUGUGCGAUAGUUGAAUACGAAAUCUUCAAUAUUUAACCUAUGUAAAUCAAGUUGAAUGUCCAAGAAUUGACCGGAAUAAAGGACGAUUUUUCGGUGAAAAUCGGAUCGAUUCUGUUUAUCAGAAAA
Messenger RNA from Uranotaenia lowii, 613 nucleotides. It is a transcript of the gene RpS27, whose product is annotated as 40S ribosomal protein S27. Gene Ontology annotation, biological process: translation; ribosomal small subunit assembly. Bases 103 to 357 code for a protein of 84 amino acids. Gene Ontology annotation, cellular component: ribosome; cytosolic small ribosomal subunit. The transcript has a single exon. Gene Ontology annotation, molecular function: structural constituent of ribosome; RNA binding. Lineage: Eukaryota; Metazoa; Arthropoda; Insecta; Diptera; Culicidae. The record is from RefSeq and is a predicted model, not a curated record.